AUGUCGGAGCACGAACAGCAGCCUGGUGUCACCAGCGCAGUCAGCAAUGCGGGCACCAAGACCUGCGCCAUCGCCAGCUUGUGCAAGGUCAGCGUUGCGCAACGGCCCGCGCCCGAGCCAACGCUCGCGCCAAAGUAUCCUGCUGUUUCGUCGAUACCUCGCACCUCCGCGGAACGUCUGGCGCUGGCCGCCGAAGAUGUCGUCGAUGACCCCGACCACCCAAAGCCCAACACCUUUCUCUACCUCGCCUACGGAUCCAACAUGUGUGCGCAGACCUUUCUCGGCAUGCGAGGUAUCCGUCCUCUAUCGCAGGUGAACGUCUCGGUACCUACGUUGGAGCUCAAGUUCGACCUCCCAGGAAUUCCUUAUCGCGAGCCAUGUUUCGCGAAUGUUGGAUACAGGAAGAUGCCCGAUAAGCCGAAGCUGCCUCCCAAGAUCCCAUUUGAUCCCCCGCAGCCUCCCCAUUCAGAGUCCAAAUGGGAUGAGGGUCUCCUGGGUGUGGUGUAUGAGGUCACGGAGGAAGACUACAAGACCAUCAUCCGCACCGAGGGUGGUGGAACAGGCUACAAGCAGAUCAUGGUGCCAUGCCUUCCUCUGCCUCCCAAGAUUUCUAUUCCGGAGAAACCUUUCCCUGAAAUCCCAAAGCCAUUCCUGGCCAAGACGCUCUUUGCGCCCCAGAUCCCCGAUUCUGAUCUGCCCGAUGAUCCUCGCAAGAAGAAGUGGUGGUAUCGCUUCCUGAUCCAUCCUGUUCGAGAGCCCGGCUAUGCGCAACCAAGUGCUCGUUACCUGAACCUGAUCCGGGAUGGUGCUAAGGAGCAUGAGCUUCCCGAAGGCUACCAGCGCUGGCUCAAUGCCAUGCCGACCUAUACCAUCACCAACUGGAGGCAACGCAUCGGCGCCGCUGUGUACUUGGUUAUCAGCCUAGUCUUCUUCGCAAUCAUGGCCCUAUCCGGUCCUCUGGCGGAUAAAGAUGGGAAACUGCCUCGGUGGCUGGCCCUUGCUACCACCGUCUUUUUCAACUUGAGUUGGAUGAUGUAUGAUGGCAUUUUGAAACCGGUCUUGGGAGAUGGUGAGAGAACUGAAGAGACAGAGCAGCGCUGGGGACACAAGAAGAAGCCUUCAUGGUCCCAAGUUCGGCAACGAAUCCCGCACUUGGAUGAGGAAAAAGUGGGAUUACUGAAAGAAUUUGACUAG
Molecule: messenger RNA, 1194 nt
Organism: Fusarium keratoplasticum
Lineage: Eukaryota; Fungi; Ascomycota; Sordariomycetes; Hypocreales; Nectriaceae
Product: Gamma-glutamylcyclotransferase
Exons: 1
Coding region: 1-1194 (397 amino acids)
Molecular function (GO): gamma-glutamylcyclotransferase activity
Source: RefSeq, a predicted model, not a curated record